Molecule: messenger RNA, 264 nt
Organism: Acytostelium subglobosum LB1
Lineage: Eukaryota; Evosea; Eumycetozoa; Acytosteliales; Acytosteliaceae
Exons: 2
Coding region: 1-264 (87 amino acids)
Biological process (GO): intracellular iron ion homeostasis
Cellular component (GO): nucleus; cytosol
Molecular function (GO): 2 iron, 2 sulfur cluster binding
Source: RefSeq, a predicted model, not a curated record
AUGGUAGUGUCAGUACAACAGAUUGAAGAUCGUAUCAAGGGUAACUUCCCAGGUGAUCACAUUAACGUUGAGGAUGUGUCUGGAGGAUGCGGAGCCAAGUUUACAGUGACUGUUGGAUCAGACAAGUUUGUUGGAAUGCCAUUGCUACAGAGACACAGAAUGGUCAAUGACAUCAUUGGCGAUCUGAUGAACGAGAUACACGCUGUCAACCUCAACACUUGGACAAUGAAGCAGUACGAAGAGAAGACUGCUGCUGCCAAGUAA